AUGGCAUCAAAAGAAGGCGGCGAAAAAAAUAAGGGUUCUCAAGGCGCGGGAGAUAACAAAGAAAAAAGGAGAAAAGAAUCAAUUCUCGACUUAAGUAAAUACUUAGAAAAGAGUAUUCGUGUCAAAUUUGCUGGGGGCCGUGAAGCCGCAGGAAUUCUAAAGGGAUAUGACCCUUUGUUAAACUUAGUAUUGGAUAACACAACAGAAUAUUUAAGAGACCCUGACGACCCAUAUAAAUUAUUGGAUGAUACCAGAGCACUAGGUCUAGUAGUGUGUAGAGGAACAUCUGUGGUUCUUAUUUGUCCUAUGGACGGAAUGGAGGCGAUCCCAAACCCUUUCAUAGCGCAGGAAUAA
Leptosia nina is the source of this 354-nucleotide messenger RNA. NCBI's taxonomy places the organism in Eukaryota, Metazoa, Arthropoda, Insecta, Lepidoptera, Pieridae. The record is from the annotation of a GenBank genome assembly.